AUGGAUACGGACAACUCGCAAUAUACACACAUCCACGAACUCACUAUCCCCGCUUACCACGCGGCGCUCCUAAACGGCACAACAACAUGUGAACAGACCGUCUCUGCCUAUCUAACUCAGAUAGAUAGGUAUAAUCCUACUCUUCGCGCGAUCAUCACAAUCAAUGAGAAUGCGCUGGAUGAGGCACGGCAGAAGGAUAUCGAGCGUCUUCAAUUCCUCCAUGACAACACCAGCAGCAAUAACCCCACCCCAAAUGAAGCCGACUCAAACGAACCAACCCCCAAGAAGAAAAAUCUACCCCCCCUCCACGGCGUCCCCCUCCUCCUAAAAGACACCUACACAACCACCCACCUCCCAACAACCUCCGGCGUCCACGCCCUGCGCACCCUCCACACCCACACCAACGCCCCCAUCGUGCAAUCCCUCCUCGCCUCCGGCGCCAUCCUCCUCGCCAAAACCAACCUCCACGAGUUCUCCCUCGAAGGAACAACCACCUCCUCCCACGGCGGGCAAACCCUCAACCCCUACGACCUAACACGCACCCCCGGCGGCUCAUCAGGCGGGACCGCCGCAGCCCUAGCCGCUAAUAUGGGGCUCGUGGGCUGUGGUGGCGAUACGAUGAACUCGCUGAGGUCGCCGGCGUCGGCGUGUGCGGUUGUGGGGUUCCGCCCGACGACCGGGAGGGUGUGUACGAGGGGGGUGAUGGGUGUUUCGAGGACGCAGGAUGCGUUGGGGCCGAUGGGGAGGGGGGUGGGUGAUGUUAGGGUUUUGUGGGGGGUUAUGAAGGAGAGUAUAUGGCUGGGGGAGCAGAGCGGUGCUUCUUCUGCUGAUCUUUCUACUGCAGCCGCUGCUGCUGUCACUACUUCUAGCACCACUACUGAUGCUACUCCUCCUCCUUCCACUACCAACAGCACCCCCAACAUUACUCCUAAAGAAAAAGACAAACCCCUCCGCAUCGGCAUCCUAACAACCUACUUCCCCGACCCGGACUCCUCCAACCCCGAAACCCACACAAUCAACACCAUAAUCCAAACCGCCCUCCAAAACGUCCAAUCCUCCUCCAAGAACUCGCUCACUCCCCGACCCAUCAACUUCAUCCCCCUCCCCCCCCAACCAACCUGGGACGCACCACUCCUCCGCACCGAAGCAGACACCCAAUCCUUCGAAUUUCAAGAAGAACUCGACUCAUUCCUGCAAUCCCCCUUCAUCAAACACACCCCGCACAAAUCACUCGCGUCUAUCGCCUCCUCAAACGAGUAUCAUGCCACAGCAGUAACAGCCGCAUUCCACGAGACGCUACAAACCGACCAAUUCAACACGCGGUGCGAGGCGUACCAGGCGCGCCUGCAGCGAAUAAAGGCGUUAAAGGAAUCCGUGCAAACGUGCUUCGAAGAGGAGAGGCUAGACGCAAUGGUCUACCCGCAUCAGAAAAGACUGGUCGUUCCUGUGGGCGAGGUCGUGCAGAGCGGACGGAAUGGGAUUCUGGCGGCGUUGACGGGGAGGCCGGCUCCGGCUUCGCUCAACCCGCAGAACCAACUCCCCAAUCACAAUCACUCGGUAUACCAGUCGGCCUCGAACUAA
This is a messenger RNA of Aspergillus candidus, 1581 nucleotides long. Its product is annotated as amidase. The transcript is spliced from 2 exons. The record is from RefSeq and is a predicted model, not a curated record. NCBI's taxonomy places the organism in Eukaryota, Fungi, Ascomycota, Eurotiomycetes, Eurotiales, Aspergillaceae. The coding region runs from base 1 to 1581 and encodes 526 amino acids.